Molecule: messenger RNA, 336 nt
Organism: Rotaria socialis
Lineage: Eukaryota; Metazoa; Rotifera; Eurotatoria; Philodinida; Philodinidae
Source: the annotation of a GenBank genome assembly
AUGGAUGCAAAACCAGUUGAUGACCCUCCACAUUCAACAGAAAAAUAUGAUGAAGGUGCAUUAUUACCUGAACAACAGAAAAAAAUCAAUGAAUUAAAAAUUCAAAAACGUAUUGAAAACGAACGCUAUCUUCAAAAACAUCCGGAAUUAAAUAUUUUAAUGAGAGACUUUAUUCGACAAGCUUGUCUACAGAAACCGGAAGAUAUCCGUCAAUUUUCAGCUGGUUAUUUUACUCAUCCCAUGCUUGAAAAACGUAUUGAAAAUUUAAUCAAAAAACAAAUAGAAACUAUCAAUGCCGAAGUUAAAGUUAUUUCUGAAGAAAUAUUUCAACGUUAA